ACAGAGAGAGACCGCGAGAGGGGCCCAGCAGAAAGCAAAGAUAGAGAAGAGAGUGUGUGAAAAGAAAGAGACAGAAGAGAUUGGGCUCUAAAGCAGCCAUUUCUUAAGAGCAUGGGUAAGAGCAGAUGUUUUACACAGUGGCCGUUGCCCUCAUUUCCUGGGCGGAGAAACACUUAACAGAAGUUACAGGAACAAGGAAAGCUAGGGAGAGAGUUAGAGAGUGAGAGAGAGAGAGAGAGAGAGAGAGAGAGAGGAGGGGGGGAGAGAGGAACACAUCAUUUUGUAACCAAACUCUAGCCAGUGCUGGUGAGAAGACAGAACUAGAGAGAGAGAGAGCAAGGAAGAAUAGAGUCAAAAUAGGGGGAGUUCUAACCCCCUCAAUCGAGUGAAGAAAGGGAACCACUUUUACACCUAACGAGAAGCAGCGGAGGUGAGCGAGGGGGGGGAGAGAGAGGAUACAUAAAGAACGGCUGAGAUAAACGGACAGACCAGAAAGAGGAGAGGAGAGAGACUGCAAUCCGAUCCCUGACGCUGUUGGUGAAGUGAGAGGGUUUGCAACUCGUGUUCCAGCUACUGCCGCCACUGUUCGUGUCGAACCAGGCUUCCCUCAGCAACGCUCAAACUCACCCUCAUCUGGUCUGUUUGUUCCUUUACCCUUUUUUCCAUUUGUUCAGGAGAGGGGAUACGUUUCCACUCUCAACCCGAACUGCCACAGACGUGGAUCAACUGGAGGCUGGUGUUCGUAGGCUGUGUCAGUGCCUCUGUGUUUCUGUGUAAGACUGGGAAAAGCAGGGUGGUCUGUGAGUCAUUCACUAGAACGAGAAGUGCUCUGCAAGCCCAGCCGUUCUAAGAGGUAGUUCAUUCAGGUUAGUUCAGGGAACCACACCAGCUGUCUCUCCAUAUCCCUGCAGCAGUUGACAUUUCAGCCGGAGUUGGUUUCAAAUAGUUUUUUUUUAACAUAGGUUUUCAUUGUCAGUAUGUUGUCUGUAUGCUGCGACCUGUUUGCAUGUGCUUUAAUGUUUUUGUCGGUGAGUGGAAACGGCGACGUCUGACUGCCGUGUUGCUGUGCUCUGAGAAUACCUUGUGGCGCAACCAGCCAGAGUCAUUUCACAGCAAUCUGAUUAACUCUACCGGGAACUCUAUCUGCCGACCACGGAAAGCUAGGGGUCACUUGGUCGAGUGUCAGAGGGGUACAUAGCCGGACCUCGUUUUCUUCUUGACAGGAACAAGACGUCUAAGUCGUUAGUGUUGUUUAGCUCGCAGAUCCGGGUCAGGUUUUCAUAAACUUAGUGAGACCAAACCAGGUGUAAAGAAGUGGCAGGAGACAGCCAAGGGGAAGCCCUGGUUGUCUGUGUCGUCCUGUCAGUUAUCCAGUCAUUCAGUCAAUUAGUCGGUAAGUCAGACGGUCACUGGGUAGUUAAUCAGUCGUUCAGUCGGUCGGUGCAUGCUGCUAACUAUCUCUCUGUGGAUUUAAUAUAAUUCUGUCAGUUGUUGUCUCUGAGGGCUUAGAGUAGUGUAGCUUAAAGUAGCGCGAGCUAUGCAUAUAGAUAUAUAGGACGAAUAAAGUCAUACUGAGGUGUAUCAACAUAGUCUUCCUGGGACAGCUGCCCACUACCUCUUCCGUUGUUGUUGCAGUGUGUAGUGACCGAGUCAAGUCCCUAGGAGGCGCUGUGCUUUUGACGUGCGUGCCCACUGUGCUUUGUCGCUGUAUGCCUGUCAUUCUGUUUGCCACUCCCCCCCGACACUAAACCUUGCUGCGUGAGAGUCUACUGUCUGUCUGUCUGUCUGUCUGUCUGUUGGGGAUCUCCCCACCUGGCUCAGAGGGGACGCCGGUGAUUUCCACACCAGCGUGAUCGUUGGCUACACUGGCAGCAGCAGAAGUGUGCCGCGUCAGACAGAGUCCACAGGAGAGAGAGAGGGACUAAGCCCGAGAAAAAUUAGUAUUAAAAGGACGACGCAGAAAGGUGCUGCCAAACAGAUUGACCAACGGAGGGACAAACCGGUAGCAGCAUGAGGCCGUUGUGUUUAGCCCUGGUGUGUCUGGCAGCGCUGUGUCUGGUUGCCGGGACAGCGAGUGGCAUGUCCACCUGUAAGACUGUGGACCUCGAGCAGGUCAAGAGGAAACGUAUCGAGGCCAUCAGGGGACAGAUCCUGUCCAAGCUCCGGAUGCCCAAGGAGCCAGAGGAGGAGCAGUCGGGGGAGGGGAAGGAGAUCCCCUCAGAACUCCUCUCUCUCUACAACAGCACGGUGGAGCUCGGUGAAGAGCAGAAGGAGCAGGCUCAACUCAGCCUACAGGAGAAGGAGGAGGACUACUUCGCUAAAGUGGUCCACCAGUUCACCAUGAGCGCAGAUAAAAAUGUCACAGAACAUCAGAUGCUGUUCAACCUAAAUGAGAUGAGGUCCAACAUUGGGGAUUACCAUCUGUUGUCCACUGCUGAACUCCGCCUGCUCAUCAAGAACCCUUCAAUUGACCCAGGCUCAGAGCAGCGUCUGGAGCUCUACAGAGGGUUCGGUGACAGCAAACGAUACUUGGGAUCACGCUUCAUCACCAACGAGUUGAACAACCGGUGGCUGUCCUUUGACGUCACAUCCACCCUGAAGGAAUGGCUGAAGGGGAAUGAGGACGAGCAGGGCUUUGAGUUGCAGUUGUACUGUGAGUGUGGAAAACCUAUGGAAAAGUUCCACUUCAAAAUAGCUGGGUUGGAAAACAAUGUGCGAGGCGACACAGCUAAAAUGGCUAGGAACAUGAGGAAGCCUCACAUUCUGACCAUGUCCGUCCCCCAGAACUACAGCUCCCAGCUCACAUCCUCGCGCAAAAAGCGGGCCACCACUACAGAUGAUGCCUGCACAGAUAAAACCGAGACCUGUUGUGUGAGAAAGCUCUACAUUGACUUCCGGAAAGAUCUGGGCUGGAAGUGGAUCCACAAGCCAAAGGGUUACCAUGCCAAUUACUGCAUGGGUUCAUGCACCUACAUCUGGAACGCUGAAAACAAAUACUCUCAGAUCCUGGCCCUGUAUAAGCACCACAACCCUGGAGCAUCUGCCCAGCCCUGCUGUGUACCCCAGGCCCUAGACCCUCUGCCAAUCCUUUACUACGUUGGAAGACAACACAAGGUGGAACAGUUGUCCAAUAUGAUCGUAAAGAACUGUGAUUGCAGCUAGAAGACAGAUGUUUUCCGUACCCUUUUGCUUCACACACAGCCAUACGGACAUACAGAGGAAGGAUGGAUGGAUGAGAGGAAGAAGAGGAGAAGAGAGAAGGUGUGCAACAAGUAAUGAGGAGAAGUCGGCUCAGGACAGAAGCAGCUUCUCUAUUGGAAUAACACCAAGACUUUCAGCUUUUACAUACACUUCAUAUAUUGGACGAAUAUAUAUGCUUUCUUCCGAUUACACAUAUUUCAAAGAGUAAAUGUAUUUAUUUGAUACAUAAAGCUGUAUAUUGUGCUUUGGAGACAUACAUGGGUAGUGGAUUGUUGGAAUGGGAUGGAUGCAGAUGGUGGGAGUGUUCAGUAAAAACAUGAUUGUCCCCAAGACCGAACAGAGUGGAAUGGAACCGUUUGCGCUGUGGAACUAACUCUCAUUGGGGACUGAAGGAUGGAAUCAGGACUUCCUUUUACCAAAUGUGCCUUUCAGGAACUCAUAUGUGCUGGGCAAUGGUAUGAGGGCAUCAGAUGUUUACACAAAAGCCAAAGGACCUUGUUUAUGUGGGAGACUCAUUCGGCGAGGUGGGUGGCAGACGGUCAGUGGUCUUCCUGGCUUCAGAGACUGUUACUGGUUGGUUGAUGGUCUUCCUGGCUUCAGAGAUUAUCGCCGGUUUGAUUACAAGCUCAACUGGCUGAAGAACCUGUUACUAGUUUGUCAGAGGCCUCCUCUGGCUAAAGAAACUUUUAACUGUUUGUCAAUGGGCACUGGCAAAGAAAAGCUGUUUCUAUUGGCUGUUUCCCAAGCUAGUAGCUCAUUGGCCUUUAUGCCUUAUCUGAAACGUCCAUCACUUCCACCUGUUUACUGAGCUGUAUUACUGCUCCUAUGGUGUUCUGUUAUUUUCACCCCGUCUGUCUGGUGUAAUUCAUAUUCUAUGUCCUAUGUUGUUCAUCUGUCUGCCCUGCUCUGUGUGUGUGUGUGUGUGUGUGUGUGUGUGUCAGAAUGAUGAGUAACAUUAGUGUUAUGUUAGUGGUGACUGCGUGUUGUUGGUCUGCCCUGCUUCAGAACAUGCUUGUUGUUUUAAAGAGAGAGGGGAUGUGAGGGUGG
Messenger RNA from Esox lucius (northern pike), 4248 nucleotides. It is a transcript of the gene tgfb1a, whose product is annotated as transforming growth factor, beta 1a. Gene Ontology annotation, cellular component: extracellular region. The transcript is spliced from 7 exons. The record is from RefSeq and is a predicted model, not a curated record. Gene Ontology annotation, molecular function: type II transforming growth factor beta receptor binding; cytokine activity; growth factor activity. NCBI's taxonomy places the organism in Eukaryota, Metazoa, Chordata, Actinopteri, Esociformes, Esocidae. Gene Ontology annotation, biological process: transforming growth factor beta receptor signaling pathway; regulation of cell population proliferation; BMP signaling pathway. The coding region runs from base 2011 to 3162 and encodes 383 amino acids.